AUGUGUUAUUUACAACUAACUACCAUUUCAGGACCUCGUGAAAUCUCAUUUUUACAAGAAUAUUGCAAUGUCAUGAAACCUAUAUCAAGAGCAUUGGAUAUAUUGCAGGGUGAUAAAAACGUAUCUUUGGGAUAUUUGCACCCUACUAUUAAUGCAGUACAUAAAUCAUUUAACGAUAUGAACUAUGAAGAAUAUAGUUUUCUGUAG
Macrosiphum euphorbiae (potato aphid) is the source of this 207-nucleotide messenger RNA. NCBI's taxonomy places the organism in Eukaryota, Metazoa, Arthropoda, Insecta, Hemiptera, Aphididae. The record is from the annotation of a GenBank genome assembly.